Amoebophrya sp. A120 is the source of this 6963-nucleotide messenger RNA. NCBI's taxonomy places the organism in Eukaryota, Dinophyceae, Syndiniales, Amoebophryaceae. The record is from the annotation of a GenBank genome assembly.
AGUUGAUCGCGUUAUAAUCAGGCUAUAGAUUUUCCAACAGCAUUUUCCUAUCUCAGUCAUACAUUAUUUUCAUCGUAGAAGUUGUGACAUAGGUGUUUUUGUCAAACUCAAGAAAGUUUUACUCCGCUUUCGACUUUUUGAUUCAAAUAGUCACACAUAGUACACUCACUUGUCUCCAGUCAAGUUGUUGUAGGCGUGAUACGUACCACAGCAUCAUACACACGUCAGCAUCAAGACGGUUUGACGUUGACCAUAACAUACGCGCUCCGCCAAUAAGCAAGCGUCUUAUAAGUAUAAUACCUGCUUGAUGAAGUAGAUAAGGACCGUAUAUAUAUUCUUUUACGUGUAUAUUUGUGUUUGUCGCCCCGACCACAUACUACCGCGUAGUCGUCUCCACUGGUGUUUAGUGAUCUGUCUUUUCGCAAGUUUUUUUGUCCUUACAAGAAGAUUUCUAUCACCAGUUUUUUCACCUACCGGACGACCGGAUAUUUUUUCACCACCUCCUCCGCUGCGACUUUUUCCAACUACAGCAGAGCCUGAAGACCAACCUGCGCGACAACAGUGGUUGGAGUAGUGAAGUAGCCUGCAGUUUUGAACAAAAACGUGUCGAAGCGCGGUUUGCGAAAAAUUUUGCGACAUAAAAACAUACUCCACGACUCUAGUUUAUUGUGUUGUUUUGAAGCACAAAUAAAACUUGGCUCUGAACCGCAUAGAAGUACCAACGGUCUGUGAGUCUGUUCAUUUUUGGAAACAGAUUUUCGCACGACAAGAAUAAACAAGAACGAAGCAUUUUCUAUAAUCGAAAAUGGCGGCAGUUGCGAACGGAGAUCAUUCCAGCACGGUUCAGCAGAAGCUGAACCUCAUGCAGACGGAGUGGGAUGAGCAGCAGGAGAGCUUUGCCAAGGUACUAGAAAAGAACGGGAAGAUUUCUUGACAAGUGCAACUCGCAUGACAGAAAUCUUUUGUUAUGCGUGAUUUGCAUCUGGAUCUGCAAGUGCAGGCUGGUUCUGACGUAUCAUAACUCUUUUUGAUACGAACUUGUCUUGCUGAAGAAAUCGUCAUGAUAUCUAAAAGAUCAUACAAAAAUAACUUUCUCAGGAGCAAAAGGACCUGGACGAUUCCCUGGCCGAUUUAAAGGACCAGGUAUGAGACUACACAACUCCCCCCCUCAUUUGUAAUGCAUAAUACCGACUCCACCCUUUGCCCCUUGGCACUUUUUGCAUGACAAGUUCUGGACCGUCAAGCAGCACUACAAUAGUGGGUGAAUUUGUCAUGCAAAAACUGCAUUCUUGCCGACGCUUGUAUUGCUGUUUAUGCCAGACAAAUGAGGGGGAGGGGGAGUUGUGCACUCUCAUAUCAGGUGGAAAAAGCCCAGAAGGAUAAGGAACUCACCAAGCAGCUCGAGCAGGAGCUACAGAAGCUCAAAGACGAAAAAAUCGAGGCCGAGCGAAAGUGCACGCAGGCCGGAAGUUUGGUGGUCUCCGCGGAGAAGGAUCAGAGCUCCAAGGCGACCCUGAAGAUUAUCCAGAAGCUGCAAACCGAAUUGGACAAGGCUAAGUCAUCGAAAGAAUCAGCGGAAACAAGGCUGGCGGAUAAAACAGAAACGAUGAAAACGAAAAAGGAUGGACUGGUAUAUAGCUUACAGGCCUGUUUUGCAUUCUUUUCGUGAGAAUUACUUACACCAUGCUGAAUAACAUAUACACACGAUGGUGUCGUGAGGAUUGUAUUUUACGGGUCAGCAUUACAUCGUGGAUAUGGUUACUCGCGGUGGUGUAGUAGACGGUAGAAAAUGCCGCGUUCAUUGAACAAGAUUUGUGCCAAUGUGUAUAAAAAUGCAAAAAACCUCCAAAACAGAUCGCCCAGGCCAAGGAGCUGGAGGAAUCGAUGUCCAGCGAGAAGAGCGCUUUUGAAAAGAAGCUUGCGGAUUUCAAGAAGGAUGCUACGGAAUCGAAAAUUCAGCUGGCGAAACAGCUCGAAGAGUUAAGACAGGAGCAUUCUCUGGUAUAUUUUUCAUCUUGCAGGACAAAUUCUUGCAACAGUUCUACUUGCAACAGUGCUACUUGCAACAGUUCUUGCAACAAUUCUACUUGCGCAUGGCAGAUACCUCCACCACCAGCUUCUAUAGUAUCGUUGGCGUACUAGCGAGUUGCAUGCCUGGAGUUUUAAAUGCAAACGCAUGAUCCACCACAAAGACAAACUGAAAAUUUCUCAUUUUGUCAGGCCCGAGACAACUGGACGGAGUGCUCAGAGUCUCUUGCGGCUGUGGAGAGCAAUUUAGCCUCUCUGGAAGCCGACGUGAAGCAAAAGAAGGAGGAGCUUGCAAGCGCCCAAGCGGAAUACACUAAAAAGGUACCAGUUUUGCAGUUUUUCUUGUCACAGAAAAUGAGCAUGACGUAUUUACUCGAAACUGAUUCUGAUCAACGAGUUGUUGAAUGUUUAAGUUUCUGCUCCCAGCAUACAACACGAAUUCACCAAAACAGCUCACCCGCGCACGAGAGGACAGCGCUUUUCUGAAGAAGGAUAUGCAAAGAAAAAACUGUUUCACUGUAAACUUGUAAUGCAGAGAAUGCAUCUGUAGAAGUGUUUGUCUUGCUACACAUGCAAGACAAUUGAUUUCUCGCUGUGUUUUCUCUCAGGAACCUCGCAUGGCAAAUUUUCUCUGUCAUGCGGAACGAACUUGUGAUGCAAAGCUUGCAAAAUCCCUACAGUGAAACACUUUUUUCCUGUGAUAAAGGAGCUUUCGCGAGUAAAGGUGGAGUCCGAUCGGAAAAUUGCCCAGCUGCAAGAAUUGAAGCUGGAGAACAUCCUGGACGAGCUUCGAAAGGUAUAGAAGUAGUUUCUGGCAUUUGUAAUGCUAAUGCAAUAAAAUUACGUAUAGUAAAAGAACCAUGAAAUUUUCUUCGUUCAGCGAGGUCAGCAUGACAAAAUGAAAAUAUGCUGCUGUUUUCGCAACACAAAUUUCAUAAAAAUCAUUACAGAACAAGGAAACCGAAACAAUGGCCGUGAAGCAGCUGGAAUUUACUUCAGGCCAGGCUGACAAGGAGCUCGCUGAUGCCGAGACUUUGCACCAGAAGGUAUAUAGUUGAUUGUAAGCAUGACAAAUAUGUUUCCUACUGCUUGUUCUGCAUGAGAAAUUUCUCAGAAAAAUUCCGCCGCUGCCACACUCACUGUCUUACUCUUAUGUACGAUUUAUCGCAUGACAAAACCAAUCCAAACCCUCUAUCACAGAUCCUGAACGACCACGCCGUCGUGUCCGAGUCCUACAGCACGAAAAAAGACACCAUUCUCGCCGAGAUCGAGAAGUCGCGACAAAACACGAAGGAAAACGAGAAGCGAGUAGAGGAGAUCAAAUCCCAAAUCGCGGAUUUGGAAGAGUCAUCCUGGAACACGAAUGCCUUGUACGCGGAGAAAAUCGAGCACGCUUUAAACGCGGCGAACAAUUUAUGAAAUGCAAAAGUAUCGUACUAGUAUAAAUCGCAUUACAAAUUUCCUUAGCAUGGCAAAUGGAAUUUGUCAUGCUGUUCUAGCUUAGGAAGGCGACUUGUCAUGCAUAAUUACGAUUACUACGAGUACGAUACUUUUGCACAGCAUACAAUUCGUCCCAGUCGUCUGCUCCGUCAAGCGGCAAGAAGAAGAAGGGCAAGAAGGCAGUGGUUGAGGAAGUGUCGCCGCAACAGAAGAUGAAAAUGGACCAGGAGGCGGAGCUGGUAUAAUGCGACAUUUGCAAUGCAGUUUAUUUCCGCAUAGCAAAAAUUUUGUCAUGCAAAUCGUUGCAUGAAGGUGCCGAUUACGAUUUGUAUAGCAUAUACGACAACCAAAACCAUAUAUUUCGAAACAAAAAAAACAGAAACGCGUCCAGCUGGAGCUCGAGAAGGAGAAGCAGGCCAAGGAGCAGCUUACCUCCAAGAUCGACCAGUUAGAUCGGGAAUUCCGCGCCGAGAAGAAGAAGCGGGAGAAGUUGGAGAAAGCCGCCAAGCAGGGUGGCAAAAGCAGUCAAACCGGUAAUAGUAAAGCAGGGAACAGCAAUCGGGAUAACUCUCUCGCGUCCCGGGCACUGCAGCAGCAGAAGAAAGUGUACGAGAACGCGAACGAGGAGAAACAGCCGUUGCUCCCGAAGCAGAUGCUACAGAAGGCGCGGAAAUUUCUGGCGAAGAACAAGCCGGCGGUCAUCUCCUCGGUGGUGCUGAUUGUGUGCGGCAUGCUGGCCUUGACCGAGACUGGCGAGGUGCUGAGGCAGCGAUAAACGGAAGAUGUUGAAAAUAAAUACGAUGGUCGUCGUGCAACAGGAUCGAGUUAUUUCAGAUGAGGUUCUGCUCUCGUCUUCUUUGGGAAGUGGGGGCUGAAUUCGAUGAAAACCACACGCCAUCGGGGAAGCAGGGUGAGGCGAAAGGAGAUUUAUCCUCCUUCACACACUUCUCAACAUCAUGCGUUUAUUGCUCUGCAUCGGCAAAAUUUUAGUUUCACCAAAUUAUACGAAUCAACUAUGACAAAAAUGUCAUCUCUCAUGACAUCUAUCUAAACUCUUUUUUUCUUUUGACAAAAUCGUUCCAUAAAGAAGUUUUCUCGUUUUUCUAAAAGUCUACACCAAAAAGCAGUGCAGCGCUGGUAAGACUUUCUUACCCGGCCGCACUGUCUUAGAGCAGCGCACUCCUAGUUUUUUACUUCUCAAAAAGCUUGCUAGAAUUUCUCGUUUUGUUAUAUGUAGUUUUCAUCAACACAAAAUGCAAAUCCCAAUGGCAUCAUCAAUUUGCUAUCGUUUUCUACUUAAAUAAACAAAAUAAAGCAGCACAGUUCCUCAAGUAAAAGCUAUUGCAGCUCUUGGGAUGUUGACAUGAGACGCAGCGGUAGGUUUUCCUUGAGUUACGUGGCGGCACAAGGCUACAAACGAGGCAUCACAGCUUCUGAGAGAGGAUAGAACUUUACUAUGUAAAGAUGGAGCUGGUGAUGCCUGCAGAAGAGAUAUGUCCUUGGUCGUUUUAGUGGGUAUUUAUCGAAAGUAGGAGAGAUACAACUUAUUGCUGCAACAACUCUAGUACACUCUGUUUCGCAAGUGGGCAAAAAUUCUAUCACGGCACACCAAGCAAACAGCUCGAAGUUCGGCUACUUAUGAAAACGAUCGGAUCUACACACGACUAGGAACAGAAAACAAGAGGUAAGUUGUUUGCAGCAGUAGAGCCGGCGGUUGUACGCGAAAUAAAUCACACAAGAUCUAUUCAACAUCCCUUAUUUCCCUGGAAUAUCCACGACACUUCAUGCUCUUCACAUCAACUAUAAUCUCCCCAUCUUUACCACCGUACUCCUUUUCCUACAUUUAUUUUUUACGUAGUAAUUGCCUCUCUUUAUUCUCUCCGGCGACAGUGUCAGUGCCGCUUGCAUCCCAAGUGAAAGGAGGGGAUCUGUGUCGGGUGCUGUUGAACGACAACGAGCUCGAGCAGCGAUCGACAGCAUUACUAAUCGAAAAGCAACUCGCAGUCUUGCAUGUUUAACAUGCAAUACAACUUCAACCACUGCAUCCGGCGAUCUUCCAGUCGUUUUCCUUUCACUCACUUCCUAUUCACUGGCCCAAAUCGGAAAGAAGUUUUCCGCGGCAGUGAUUGUGAUUGAAAGAAAGGGGGGAUUGGAGCACUUCUAGAUUAUGUUGUGGCAUCAAAAGCUUGCUAAAGCGACACGCCCGAACUACGCUUUUAAUUUUUUUUCUCACAAACUCUCUAGAGCGAGCCCCCACAAAAGCAAGCGACAAAGCAAUCUCAAGAUUAGUUGUGGUCGUCGCGCAAGUGCGGGGGUUUGGUGUAUGAUAAGCGCAGGAGUUGUGACGCAGCCUGCUAUGAUAACCUCAGGCAACGUCGCAUCAUCAAGAUCGCAUCAGCGUCACGCAACGUAGAGCCUUAGUAUAAUUAUCCCACCUCCGGACUACUAUAACUACUAGGCUCGGUUCUAUUUCGGCAAGCAAGGCAAGAAGAAACCCUAAGAAUUAUAAUCAUCUUCGUCUUCCACCGAAGUAGGGGGAUAAUUAUCGUGGCGCUUGCAGAGCGAGCAAGAAAAGAUAGAGGUUCAUCACAACACCUCCAUACGGAGCUGCCUCUUGAAGAAGCUCCGGUGGUCUUGUUAAGCUCUGUAUUGUCUCUCGUGGCUGCGAAGAAGAGCGCCGACGGGGCUAGCACAACUCACCUCACCUGUUCCAAAAAUAGAAAAGAUUGUUUUCGUAGUAGUUCGUCUUCGAUCAGUGUUUGUAAGUAGUGUUUAUCUUCCCGUCCGUACUAUUUCAUCUGUGCUUUUUAAAAACAAAAAGCGUAUCCGACGUCAGUAUAUAGAAAGCCACACUGUACUAGUUUUGCUUCUACUCUGCCUAUCGACCGUACCGCGUAGUUUGUGUCACUUGGUUUUCUUAAUGUUUUCUUUCUUCCCGGUCCUGCUUGCAAGUUUCACUUUGGCGUACUAGUUUUGACUCAACUUUGCGAGCUCGCUGCUUGAUGGCUGUUGUACUAGAUCGAAUCCGAAAAUAAACAAGAACGGAGCGUGUCUUCAGCUACCGUAUCACAAAAUAAAUGCGUAUAGGAAGAAGAAUAAGCUAAAGUCCCUCCUUAAUUUCGUCAGUUUUUGCUUUUCGUUCGUAUAACUCUACUGUCCAAAUGUUGACUGUGAUGAGUUUUCCUCCGUUUCACCACUAUUGAUCUACUGCUUCUUUUUUUGCUUUUACUUUUUUUUGCAUUUUAUCCUCCAGUUAGAGCGUUGCCAGCAAAUUUAUUCUGUUAUGCGUUCUAACACUGCAUUCUGCAAAUUUCCUCCCGACGAAUUUAUCUUUCACACAACAAGAGAGGCGGUUGCGAUAAUUCGUAAACUUGCGGGACCUUUGAAAAAAAUGACAAACCUCGCUGGCCGUUUUGCUAGCACUUUUCUGCAUCGUAUGUUGAGGUAACAAGAUGAGAACCAAGGUAGGGGAAUCAGUCUACCGAGAAGGAUGCG